AGCUGCUGGCGUGUGGAGAUCCUAGGAGCUUCGGAGCCGGCGCUCGGAGCCGCGCGACUGGAGCAGGCGGCGGAGACAAAGGCGACGAUAGCGCCAGUGUUGAGUGAAACACAGAAACCAAAUGAGAAGAUGUCUUCAAGGAACAACUGCUAAUGAGUCUGCAGAGUCGCCUGUGUGUCUUUCAGCGUAGUCUCCACUCAGAGCUGAGUGAGUGGCCCCAUUGAUGAGUGACCUGCUGCCGGCUCUGGACCAAAGCUGUUCUGUCCUUCCCACUGACUUGGAACCAGUCUGUAGAACCGGAAGCAGAGAAAAGAAGCAAUCAGACUUCCCUUUCAAUCAACUCGUGACAUUUGACUCCAGAGACAGAGGCACAGUGAAAUAGUUAUCUGACGACCAUCCUCACUUUGAGGGCGCACAUCGUGGAGCUUCCUGUGUGAAGAUUUGGAGCCUUCGUGGUGCUUGCUCAGGCCUUGGACUGAGCAUGAGUGAAUUCUGGCUGUGCUUCAACUGCUGUAUUGCAGAGCAGCCUCAGCCUAAGAGGCGACGACGGAUUGACCGAAGUAUGAUUGGGGAACCAACCAACUUUGUGCACACAGCUCACGUAGGAUCCGGAGACCUAUUUAGUGGGAUGAACUCGGUCAGCUCCAUUCAGAACCAGAUGCAGUCCAAGGGAGGUUAUGGAGGAGGAAUGCCUGCCAAUGUGCAGAUGCAGCUUGUGGACACAAAGGCAGGAUAGCCCUGGUCCCUUCAUCUGUCAUUGUGAACUCCCGUAUUUUCUCUGUCCACAGUUCUAUAAUAUUUUUGUCUUGUGAUUGGAUUUCUUUUAUUUUAAUUAUAAAAAAGAAGUGUGGCGGCAAUCUGUUCACCCUGUGAUCUCCAGCAAAGAUGUUCCUGCUCCAGGGAAGGCAGUGUCAGGCCGACCUGCCUUGCCGUUAGCGGCAUGCAUGCCUGGGACUCUGACAGAGUUCUUUGGAUCGUAGCUGAAUUUUCAAUGUUUAAUUGACAUGGAUCGGAUCUUAGCAUGGUCUUCUUUGUGACUGCUAGCACUGUAUUGUAAUUUUCCAUUUUAAACCUUUUCGUUGCACCUCCAGCCCCUCUGCCGUAUGAUUUACUGGUAAACAAAGAGCUGUAAUUACUGCCAUCGUUUAUGUAUAUUUGGAAGGUAUGAGACCCACAGCACAAUAGUCCUUUGCAGCUGUGGAACGUGCGUGGAGUGCGUCUGCACACUCCAUGGUGCUGCUCAGAGGGGACCCCAUGGGACACCAGACCUCCAUCCUGAGCUGCUGCAGCCUGAGGUGGCUCCCCUCUCAGAGGAGGCUCUUUACACAUAUUCCGAGUGGGUUCUGGUCUGACAAGAGCCGUGACAGGAAAGCCUGCGUUGCAGAGGCAGUGGCUUGGCUGUAAAUGUUGAGUGUAUUUAUUUGAGAGUAAGGACCUGUGAUUGUGAGCAGAUGCAGUCUGGAUCUGAGUGUGUGAAGCCCAUUCAGUCUCUCAGCAUCUCCGUCCUGUUAGCUCUUUGUGUUUCUAAGACUUUUGGGGUCAGAUUGCUCCCCCUGUCUGUGAGUUCAGAUUCCGGCCUCUGCCACCAGCUGUGACUCGCAGGGUCCUUGGCCUUCCAGUGUUCACUUACCAUGGACGCUGUGGCAGCUUCCAACAGCAGCCUGCUGCCUGGCUGCCUCAGUGACCAGCCCUCAGUAACAUUCUGAGGGUAGUAAGAGGCCUUUGCUCAGGUCCCGUUCUGUCCUCUUCCCUGCUGAGUGUAAGUAGCUGGGCCCUGUGGUCCACAGUACUUUCUAUCUGCCUUUGACUGAUCGAUUAGCAUUUGUGCAGAAGAUGGGUCUUAACUCAGAUUAGAGCACUGAAGGCACGUAGGUCCUCGGCUAGAGAAGCUGUGAUCUUUUCUUUUCUGCCUUCACCUGUCCCCGUCCUGAGAAUGCUGACUGAAGAGCCACUAGGCUGAGGCAGGCAAAGCCAAAAGCAUUUCCCUCUGUUUCUUCAGAGCGUAACUUACACAGGGUGGAACACUGGGUGACCUGAUUCUUACCAUUCUUAGGUGUCAGUCCUGAGCACAGAGGAUUUCUCUGUCUAGGAGAAACGUUUUCUUCACUGGAUGGACACUGCACUCUAGAGUCUGCCAUUCUGCUUAGCCAGGGUGAGGUUCCUGCCAGGGCACUGCUGUGUGCAGACUUUCUGUAUAACAGACAGGGAAUUCUUGGCAUCGUCGGCACUGAUGGAUGGGACAGCACAGGGAGCCAUUGUCCCCUCCCCCAUCACUGUUUGCUGCUCCAAGGCCAGUCAUUAAUAAGCCAAAGGCUCCUGAAGCCCAUGAUGGUCCUGGCAGCCUCUGACCUCUCGGCACAGUGAGACACUGUCCCCAGCACAGCGCCUGGUGCCCUGGAGGGUUCCAGUAAGGUCGAGAGAGUGUACAGCGUGACCUGGUACAUGCUGGUUAUGGAGGCCUGAGGAUGCCGGCAAAGGUGCAGGGACAUGUCCCACCUCCUCCAAUGGGAUCGUAAACCUUGGGAACUCCUCUGUUCCCCUAGUCACACAUCUCAUUUUUAAAUUGGAGCUAAUAGGAUUUUGUACCCAGAAUUUAUUAUAUUGUUAAUAUUUCUCUGAAAUACAUGGUAACAACUAGUAAGCAGGAGAAACAGCAGAUCGCAGCGGUGUGCUGGGCGCAGCUUCUCCAGUGGGCCUGGAAAGUGUUUGGUCAUGAAACGGAGCUGUUGGUGAGAGCAGCUGCUUGAUCUGCUCGGUGACUCGUGCUCAGCCCCAGAAGACAAGAUGGACGUAUUUUUAUAAUCUAAGCAUACUUUUUUUGUACAUUGUGUUCAUUCUUGAAUAAAGUGAGCUCACUGUUGGCUUGUAGAUAUUAAAAAAGAAAGUAUUGAUUUUGAUUCAAUAAAUGUUUUCUUUUA
Messenger RNA from Rattus norvegicus (Norway rat), 2918 nucleotides. RefSeq names its product CDC42 small effector 2 (gene Cdc42se2). The record is from RefSeq and is marked validated. NCBI's taxonomy places the organism in Eukaryota, Metazoa, Chordata, Mammalia, Rodentia, Muridae. Gene Ontology annotation, molecular function: signaling adaptor activity; small GTPase binding. The transcript has 6 exons. Gene Ontology annotation, biological process: regulation of Rho protein signal transduction; regulation of signal transduction. Gene Ontology annotation, cellular component: phagocytic cup; cytoskeleton; plasma membrane. The coding region runs from base 482 to 736 and encodes 84 amino acids.